Nymphaea colorata (pocket water lily) is the source of this 605-nucleotide messenger RNA. RefSeq names its product 50S ribosomal protein L34, chloroplastic. Gene Ontology annotation, biological process: translation. Gene Ontology annotation, molecular function: structural constituent of ribosome. The coding region runs from base 49 to 489 and encodes 146 amino acids. Lineage: Eukaryota; Viridiplantae; Streptophyta; Magnoliopsida; Nymphaeales; Nymphaeaceae. The record is from RefSeq and is a predicted model, not a curated record. Gene Ontology annotation, cellular component: mitochondrial large ribosomal subunit; ribosome. The transcript is spliced from 2 exons.
AAACGGGCCAUUAGCCCGCGAGGGUCAUGUAGACAAAGAGGAGGAAGAAUGGCGGUCUCUUUGACGCUCGCUCGCCCACCACCAGCAAUGGCCUCUCUCCCUCUCCUCACCAGGACGGCCUCUCCUCCGAAGGCCGCAGCGCUGCCCUGCUCCACCUCCUCCUCCUCCUCCGGGCUCGGCUCUUCCUUUGUUCCCUCCACGUCUCUCUCCUUGCGGUCAUCGUCCUCCUCAUUCUCAGGCCUGUCCUUGACAAUUAAUUUGAAUUUCAACAAAGUUGUGGAGAAGAGUCGCACUCUUCAGGUUAGAGCUGGGAAAGCUGCUUUGUGCCAAACCAAGAGAUCCAGAUCGAGGAAAUCACUAGCUCGCACCCAUGGCUUUCGCCGUCGAAUGAGAACAGCUACUGGAAGGGCUGUAUUGAAACGAAGACGUGCGAAAGGCCGGAAAGUCCUUUGCACCAAGUCCAAUCCUAAUAGCGGGAAGAGAUCUUGAUCAAGUAGUGCCCAGUCUGAAGCUUCAAUUUUUAGUUUUCUUCCAAGCAAUUGUAGUUGGAUUCUUUCUGUCUUGUCAACGUUGGUCCAUAUAAGGUGCUUAUUGGUUUCGCUUUU